AUGCCGUUCGGUAACACCCACAACAAGCACAAGCUGAACUUCAAGCCGGAGGAGGAGUACCCGGACCUCAGCAAGCACAACAAUCACAUGGCCAAGGCGCUGACCCUCGAGCUGUACAAGAAGCUGCGGGACAAGGAGACGCCGUCCGGUUUCACUCUGGAUGACGUCAUCCAGACAGGUGUGGACAACCCAGGUCACCCCUUCAUCAUGACCGUGGGCUGUGUGGCUGGUGAUGAGGAGUCCUACAUGGUUUUCAAGGAACUCUUUGACCCCAUCAUCCAGGACCGGCACGGGGGCUACAAACCCACGGACAAGCACAAGACUGACCUCAACCAUGAGAACCUCAAGGGUGGAGACGAUCUGGACCCCAACUAUGUGCUCAGCAGCCGUGUCCGCACGGGCCGCAGCAUCAAGGGCUACGCACUGCCCCCCCACUGCUCCCGCGGCGAGCGCCGGGCCGUGGAGAAACUCUCUGUGGAAGCCCUCAACAGCCUGACGGGCGAGUUCAAGGGGAAAUACUACCCUCUGAAGAGCAUGACAGAGCAGGAGCAGCAGCAGCUCAUCGACGACCACUUCCUGUUCGACAAGCCCGUGUCCCCGCUGCUGCUGGCUUCAGGCAUGGCCCGAGACUGGCCCGAUGCCCGUGGCAUCUGGCACAAUGACAACAAGAGCUUCCUCGUGUGGGUGAACGAGGAGGACCACCUCCGAGUCAUCUCCAUGGAGAAGGGGGGCAACAUGAAGGAGGUUUUCCGCCGCUUCUGCGUGGGGCUGCAGAAGAUUGAGGAGAUAUUCAAGAAAGCCGGCCACCCGUUCAUGUGGAACGAGCACCUGGGCUACGUGCUCACCUGCCCAUCUAACCUGGGCACCGGGCUGCGUGGAGGCGUGCAUGUCAAGUUGGCGCACCUGAGCAAGCAUCCCAAGUUCGAGGAGAUCCUCACUCGCCUGCGCCUGCAGAAGCGAGGCACAGGUGGUGUGGACACGGCUGCCGUGGGCUCAGUGUUCGACGUGUCCAACGCCGACCGGCUGGGCUCGUCGGAGGUAGAACAGGUGCAGCUGGUGGUGGAUGGUGUGAAGCUCAUGGUGGAGAUGGAGAAGAAGCUGGAGAAGGGCCAGUCCAUCGACGACAUGAUCCCCGCUCAGAAGUAG
Molecule: messenger RNA, 1146 nt
Organism: Rangifer tarandus platyrhynchus (Svalbard reindeer)
Lineage: Eukaryota; Metazoa; Chordata; Mammalia; Artiodactyla; Cervidae
Source: the annotation of a GenBank genome assembly